Messenger RNA from Debaryomyces tyrocola, 192 nucleotides. NCBI's taxonomy places the organism in Eukaryota, Fungi, Ascomycota, Pichiomycetes, Serinales, Debaryomycetaceae. The record is from the annotation of a GenBank genome assembly.
AUGGCUAAAUCUAAGAAUCACACCGCCCACAACCAAACCAAGAAGGCUCACAGAAAUGGUAUCAAGAAGCCAAGAUCUCACAAGUACCCUUCUUUAAAGGGUGUUGACGCUAAGUUCCGUCGUAACCACAGAUACGCUUUACACGGUACCGCUAAGGCUUUAGCUAAGGCUCGUGCUGAAAAAUCCGCUUAA